Molecule: messenger RNA, 5778 nt
Organism: Pan troglodytes (chimpanzee)
Lineage: Eukaryota; Metazoa; Chordata; Mammalia; Primates; Hominidae
Gene: ADGRG3
Product: adhesion G protein-coupled receptor G3
Exons: 12
Coding region: 3212-4861 (549 amino acids)
Biological process (GO): adenylate cyclase-activating G protein-coupled receptor signaling pathway; cell surface receptor signaling pathway
Cellular component (GO): plasma membrane
Molecular function (GO): G protein-coupled receptor activity
Source: RefSeq, a predicted model, not a curated record
AUCAGGAAACAUGAAAGAGAGAAGAGGGCUGUGUGUGAAGAAAAAAAAAUCGACUGCUGGAAACCUCAUCAACCAGGGCACAGGGGAGGAUAAAUGGCAACUUGGUGUCUGUGCUGGGGAGGCAAUGGGGAGUGGUGGGGCCUGUGGUGAACUGGAGACUCCCAACCCCAUGCUGAGAGCGUGGCUGCUCAUCAGCUCCAGCUGGUCACUACCUUGCAGGGAUGAGGGCCCAUGUAGCCAGACCACCUGCCUUUUAUGAGAAAUGGGAAAUCCAGACUGUGGUUUGAAAUCCCCUGAUUUUAAAAUUUUGGCGAAUCCAAAACAUUAUCUGGCCAAAGGGAUUACAGUCAAAAGCUGCCUGGUCCUGGGAUUUAUGCAACCAGUUUACUGAUCACUCUGCAGCAGGUGGGCUGCAAGAAUUAAAUCACUGGACUUCUCUCCCAUCCCUGCCUUUAACCUUGUUCCACCAAAUCAAUCUCUCCUCCCCCUCCUAAGGCCCAGGUGAGGCAGAUCACGCAGGUUCCCAUCUUCCCUGUGAUGAGGGCAGUCGCAACGGAUCAUUGCUACUGUGUUCAGGUAAGAGGUCCCAGUGCAGCCAAAGUCCUCCCCAAGGCCCACAGUCCACUCUCUCCCUUCUGCAGGCUCCUCCCUCCUCCCCUGGCCACUCUAGGGGAAUGCCCAGCAGGGGAAGAGGCUCAGAGUCUUGGAUUGGACAAGGUGGGUGUGAGGCAGCUGGGUCUAGACUGGCAGUGCCCUCUGAGGGGCGUGAAUGUGGGAUCUUGGGACCUGCAGGGACCAAGAACCCCUGUGCCCUGCUGCUCUCCCAGGCCUCCCUCCACUCCCUCCACUGACCUCUGUCCUCACCUUUCUGCAGGUGGGGGGCUCCUCUUAUGCCCCCAGCUCCAAAGGACAGAGGCCAAACCUUCCCAAGCCUCCCCUACCCCAGUGUCUGGAUUGGGCAGCCCAGGGGGAUCAGAGCCAGCUUCCCUCCUUACAGGCUUCUAGGUCUCCGUGAGGGGGUCUCUCAGAGCCCCAUGGCUGGGCUAGGUCCUGGGAUGGGGGUUGAGGCAACUCCCCCCAUCUUCCAGAAGGGGGGGAAAUGACCCAGCCCCAUUCCUCCGCAAUUCUCCUGCUUCUCAAACAUUUGGUUUCUGCAUCUGAGGCUGGCUCAGGUAGUGGGGAGGGGUCUUGGGUUGGGUCUCACCUUCUCAGGUAGGCCCUGGACAGGGCACCAACAGUUCCGUGCUGAUCCUUUUACCCUGAUGGUUCUUAUCAUGCACUUUCCCAGGCUGUGGGGCUUUGGACAGUGGGAUCGCCCUUUCUGCCAGCAUGUGGCCAGGCGUGCAUCUGGAAACAUCCCUUUAGCUUGGGAAAUGGAUUGGAGCAGCUGAGGGCUGAAUGCUGGCUGGGUCUCGCUGGAGGACUUGAGGCCCUGCCCACUGGAGCCAUUGGGAGAAGCUGGGGCAGGAGGUGGCAGGAAGGGACACUACUGUUUUGUUGGCCCUGGGGUUGGGGGGGUCUCAGGGUUCUGUGAGUGGCUCCAGGCUAGUCCCUGGUCCCCAGGGGGCCUUUCAGGGAAGGGGCCAUAGGAAAAGGUGGCCCUCCUUCCAGCCCUGCCUGACCUUCCCCUGCACCCGCCCUCCGCCCACUUCCCAGGUGGGCUGGCUGCUCGGAGUCUCAGUCUGCUCACCCCCAGGCCCUUCUUCACACACUGGUACCCGCGAGCCUCUCUGAGGGCCCAGGUGCCAGGAUGGGGCUCCAGCAAUGGGCCCAGCACAUCCAAGUCCACUGCCCCACCUCACCCUCACCUGCAGCUGGGAGGGAGGUCUGCAGAUCUUCCAGGAGAAGGCUGGCCAGGUGUGGAGCAGUGGCAGGCCCAGCCAUUCAUCUGCCUUCGCAGCCCUCCCUGCAGAGGAAGUUUCUGGGGCUCAGGAAGCCCUGGGCUCUGACCUGCUGCUCCAUGCUGAAUUCCCACCUGCUCCCACACCAUGAGUGACCCUAAAAUCCCCUCCCUACCCCUUCCCAGACCCAGAGGGCUCAGCAGGAGACACUGAGUGGGAGGAGGAGGAAAUGGAGGCCAGCAGGGGCUGAGCAGCUCCCCAGUUCGAUCCCAAGGCUGAGUAGGGCUAGUGCCAGCCCCGUGGGCCAGAGGGGGAUGCCAGCAACCACACACCUUGGUGGGAUGCCCUUCACCUUCCAAUCUCCAAGUGGCCAUGGCCUCAUGCACAGUGCAUCCGUGGGGCCUCCAGAGUUGGCCCGAGCGGCUGGCGCCCUAAUUCCUUUAGGCUGAAGCCCAGGAGUGUUUGCCACCCCCACCUCCCACCUGAUCAGUGACCAUUUGGGGUGUGAAGACAACAAUUUCACAGCUCUGAUGAUCAGAAACGAUGUAAUGGCCACAGGCGGCUCCGCCUGCGUCAUCCAUGAGUUCAUCACACACCUCGGGAGGCUCAGGGUGACAGACAGUGCAUGCAAGGUCACCCAGCCAGGAAGUGGCCAGGACGGAUGUUAGCUCAGGCCUGACCAGCCCCCGGGGCCGCACUGCUGUCUUCCCGCUACCCUGCCUCUGGGUCUGUCCUGUUAUCCAGGCUGGUGGGGGAAGCUCAGGCUGCAGGGUCAGCUCCUGCUCUCCUCCCACACCCUCCAGCCUGGUUCAAGCCAUAGGCACCAUCCAGGUCUUCGUCCUCAUGCCCAGAGCCAGGCUCUGUGCCCAGCUUGUUGCAGGUCUCAUCAAACCCUGACACGGCCUUAGGAGGCAGCCCCAUUGCCAUCUUCACUUUACAGAGGAGGAAACUGAGGCUCAGAGAGGCUCCCAGCUUGUGAGAGGAGGGGUCUGAGUAGGUGCGCCUGACUCCAAAGCCUGUGCUCAUCACAGUUCCCAGGGAUCCGCUCUAAGCCAGGCCCCUGUGGCCACCCAGCCCCUAGCCCCGUAGAUCCCACCCCAGUGGGGCCCCGGGGGCACAUACCUGGGUGGGCUCAGCAGCUCCCUCUGCAGGUGGACCCAGGGUGCGGUGAGAUUGGGAGCACUGCCCAGUUCCCCACACUCACCUUUCGCAACCCAACCAAUGGCGCCAUCGAGCAGGAAGGGUGAGAAAGAGGACACAGGAAGCCAGAGUGGUGGGGCUGCAGGGUGGGGGCAGGCCAGCUCAGCAGAGCCUGGGGCCAGAGGGCCAGACAGCCACAGAGCUCCUGGCGUGGGCAAGGCUGGCCAAGGAUGGCGACGCCCAGGGGCCUGGGGGCCCUGCUCCUGCUCCUCCUGCUCCUGACCUCAGGUCAGGAAAAGCCCACCGAAGGGCCAAGAAACACCUGCCUGGGGAGCAACAACAUGUACGACAUCUUCAACUUGAAUGACAAGGCUUUGUGCUUCACCAAGUGCAGGCAGUCGGGCAGCAACUCCUGCAAUGUGGAAAACUUGCAGAGAUACUGGCUAAACUACGAGGCCCAUCUGAUGAAGGAAGGUUUGACGCAGAAGGUGAACACACCUUUCCUGAAGGCUUUGGUUCAGAACCUCAGCACCAACACCGCAGAAGACUUCUACUUCUCUCUGGAGCCCUCUCAGGUUCCGAGGCAGGUGAUGAAGGACGAGGACAAGCCCCCUGACAGAGUGCGACUUCCCAAGAGCCUUUUUCGAUCCCUGACAGGCAACAGGUCUGUGGUCAGCUUGGCCAUCACCAUUCUGGACAUUGGUCCAGGGACUCUCUUCAAGGGCCCCCGGCUCGGCCUGGGAGAUGGCAGCAGCGUGUUGAACAAUCGCCUGGUGGGUUUGAGUGUGGGACAAAUGCGUGUCACCAAGCUGGCUGAGCCUCUGGAGAUCGUCUUCUCUCACCAGCGACCGCCCCCCAACAUGACCCUCACCUGUGUAUUCUGGGAUGUGACUAAAGGGCCCACUGGAGACUGGUCUUCUGAGGGCUGCUCCACGGAGGUCAGACCUGAGGGGACCGUGUGCUGCUGUGACCACCUGACCUUUUUUGCCCUGCUCCUGAGACCCACCUUGGACCAGUCCACGGUGCAUAUCCUCACACGCAUCUCCCAGGCGGGCUGUGGGGUCUCCAUGAUCUUCCUGGCCUUCACCAUUAUUCUUUAUGCCUUUCUGAGGCUUUCCCGGGAGAGGUUCAAGUCAGAAGAUGCCCCAAAGAUCCACGUGGCCCUGGGUGGCAGCCUGUUCCUCCUGAAUCUGGCCUUCUUGGUCAAUGUGGGGAGUGGCUCAAAGGGGUCUGAUGCUGCCUGCUGGGCCCGGGGGGCUGUCUUCCACUACUUCCUGCUCUGUGCCUUCACCUGGAUGGGCCUUGAAGCCUUCCACCUCUACCUGCUCGCCGUCAGGGUCUUCAACACCUACUUCGGGCAAUACUUCCUGAAGCUGAGCCUGGUGGGCUGGGGCCUGCCCGCCCUGAUGGUCAUCGGCACUGGGAGUGCCAACAGCUACGGCCUCUACACCAUCCGUGAUAGGGAGAACCGCACCUCUCUGGAGCUAUGCUGGUUCCGUGAAGGGACAACCAUGUACGCCCUCUAUAUCACCGUCCACGGCUACUUCCUCAUCACCUUCCUCUUUGGCAUGGUGGUCCUGGCCCUGGUGGCCUGGAAGAUCUUCACCCUGUCCCGUGCUACAGCGGUCAAGGAGCGGGGGAAGAACCGGAAGAAGGUGCUCACCCUGCUGGGCCUCUCGAGCCUGGUGGGUGUGACAUGGGGGUUGGCCAUCUUCACCCCGUUGGGCCUCUCCACUGUCUACAUCUUUGCACUUUUCAACUCCUUGCAAGGUGUCUUCAUCUGCUGCUGGUUCACCAUCCUUUACCUCCCAAGUCAGAGCACCACAGUCUCCUCCUCUACUGCAAGACUGGACCAGGCCCACUCCGCAUCUCAAGAAUAGGAAGGCAUGGCCCUGCAAUAUGGACUCAGCUCUGGCUCGCUGUGUGACCUUGGGCAGCUCCGUGCCUCUCUCUGUACUCCCUCAGUUUCCUUCUCUGUACAGUGUGUCUGGGGAGGGAGAGGAUGGGACCAGGUUGGACCACGUGGCAUCAGAGGUCCCAUGCAGAUCCAACUAUAGGUCCAAGAGUCCACGUAAGCAGGUUUGCAAGGCUCUAAAGUUCCUAUAGUCCUGAGACCCCCUGCCAGCAAAGAGUGACAGUCACUUCCAUGCCCUGCCCUCAUUGCAAAGCCCUCACUCACCUUCUGGUCUCAGCAAGGGAGGAGAGUCUGUUGCUGGCGUAGCCCUGGAAGGAGCCCCCAGCCUCUCCCCUCCUCCUCCUUGUCACUGGCCUCCCACAACUCCCCUUCUGGCUGCCUGUAACCUUGAGGGACAUUCAGGAGGCCAGCGUUCCCUCAGGCAUUGGGGGUUUGUUUUGUGGGGUGGAAGUUGAUCCUCCCACCCAGUCUGCCCGUGGUCUCUGCCCAUCCCAUCAGAGCCCACCCUCCUGGAAGAGACCCCCGCGUUCAGAGUGCUGGCAGCCCUGCACGUGUCCAGGGACACUGCAUUUCAAAGAACCACUGAGUGGGUGAGCUACCUUGGGCAAACCCCCCACUCCUGACUCUGACUGCCACGUGGGUGGCCCGACCUCUGACCUGCUGUCAUCAUAGAGGUAGAAAGCAAACAAUCUGGGGCUCAGCACACCUGGGGGUGCUCCCACUCAUUCAGUGUGUGGGGCCCCUGAGCAGAGGCUGGGCAUUGCCACUAGAACCUGAGCUCCUAGAGAACAAGGACCUGGGUGGCCUCACUUACUGUUCCAGCCCAGGCCGAGCACAGGGCCUGGCUCGUGGCAAACCUUGAAUAAAUAUUUGUUGGCUGAA